GCGGUUGUAUAGGAUGUGUUUGGGCAGACGAACAGUGAUGGCGAGCCACGUCAGAGAAAAGAAUAGUUUGAAUUGGGGUGAAAUGUAACAGCAAAAUGAGUUCUACCUCAUAUCCAUCGACAGUCCAUGACUGGAUGCAAGCUAUACGACGGCCAGUGCCAUACAGAGUUGGCAAUGCACGCCUCCAUGUCAAAACACGUACAGUUGCAUAUGGGGUGAUGUUCAUGGCAGCAAUUCUUAUACUCGUUAUUUAUAUUUUACCCACACAAUAUAUACAACGAAAUUGUCCAGAUAUUUAUCCGGUUUUACAUGAUUAUACUUAUCCAUUUACAUCUCCGUUUAAAAAUGAAUCUGGGGUUCAUUAUAAAAUAGCUGUUGUAACGGAUCUGGAUACAGAUUCUAAGAGUAAAAAGGACAAAGAUACAUGGUUCAGUUACAUGUUACAUGGAACUUUGUCAAUAUCUACAGACCAGAAACAUGUUAAUGUUAAUUUUGAUUUGGAGCCAAAAACUCUGAAAUCUACGUGGGGUCAUGGAGGGCGUGGUAUGGAGCUGUCUGAGCUUAUUGUAUUCAAUGGAAAACUCUAUACGGUGGAUGACAGGACCGGAGUUGUUUAUGAGAUCAUUGACAACAUGGUGGUUCCCUGGGUCGUUCUUACAGAUGGUGAUGGCAGAUCACAGAAAGGUUUCAAGAGUGAGUGGGCUACAGUCAAAAAUGGAAAAUUAUAUGUUGGGGGAUUGGGUAAAGAAUGGACAACACAGACCGGGGAAGUAGUCAACUUAAACCCUCAGUGGGUAAAGUCCAUCUCAGCCACUGGGCAGGUAGCACACCAUGACUGGCAUACACAUUACAAUGCCAUGAGGAAAGCCACUGGAUAUGGCCUACCAGGAUAUAUGAUCCAUGAGUCCUCGGUAUGGAGUGAUAUACACAAGCGCUGGUUCUUCCUUCCGCGACGAGCCAGCAAAUCCAGAUAUGAUGACAAGACAGACGAAAGAAGGGCAACCAACAUAAUGAUAAUAGCAAACGACAAAUUUGAUGAUAUUGAAAUAAGAUAUAUUGGCGUUAAAAAUGAGUUGAGGGGAUUUUCCUCAUUCAAAUUCAUUCCAGGGACAAAUGAUCAGAUGAUAGUUGCAUUAAAAUCAGAGGAAGUAGAAGGAAAAGUUGCAUCAUACAUACUGGUAUUUACUGUAAAAGGAGAUAUCAUUCUUCAUGAUAAGAAAAUAGGAGAUUUUAAAUUUGAAGGAGUAGAAUUCAUUUGAGGUAGGUAACUGAUGUUUAAGACUCUUUUUUACCUCAUAUGAGUAUUUGUUCAUCAUAUUUAUGAAGAUUUAUGUUGUGCAGCACAAACAGGGUAUAAUGAUCUUAACCAUUUAGUGGAAUUUAUUACUUCUUAAAUCAGCCCUGCUUGAGACAUUUUCACAAUUUUUAGAGUGUGGAUACAAUGUGUAGCUCUACAAUUCUUAACUACUUUAAUUUAGUCAUUUAUCUUUUUGGGGGAUGGAAAAAAUAACAAAAAAUAGAUGCAUUGAAUGACUUGAUAUAUCUUUUUCAUAAUUACCAUAAAAUGUCUUAAAACAUUGUCAGGACUUUAGAAAUUGCAUUAGAUUUGAAAGUAUUCCUUUACAAACAACUAAAUGAAUUAAACCCUAACUGGGAUGUGGCUUUUAUAUGACAUUCCAUUUGUAUAUGCACACAUUAGUACAUGUACAUGUACUUCCAAAUAUUAAUACCAACUUUCUGGAACAAAAUUUAAAAACUUUCAUAAAAUUUCUUGGAGCCUUGUUCCUAUUUAUAAAGCUUGAGUAGUUUUGCAGUAGUGCUGUUUGCUAUGUGAUACUCUUUAGUACAGUGUAAUAUUUUUUCUAUUCAAUAAGUCGAGGAUAAUAAUAUUCUUUGUGCUAGUUCAUCGCUUUCCAAAACUAUGAAACUGUCUUAAGUGGGUUUAUUAUGAGAAGAAUGAAUGAUAUAGAUAUAUUUAUAAAUGAUUAUGUGUUCAAUGCCUUCAGCGUUAUUAGUCCCUCACUGGUGGGGGUGGGGUUGGCAGGACAGGACUAUAGGUUUUACAUUUACCUAUGCAUCCAUUUAUCCUUCUGCUUAUCCUGUCUAGGCUCUCUCUCUCCUACACUUACUUGAGGUUUACUUGCUUUGAACUUAUGAUAUUGCUAAGAUAAGUAAUAUUUCUAAAUUCAUUCAUAUUAAUACCACCAACUGCAAUUUGAAUUCAGUUGGUCUGUUAAACAAUCAGUAUGCAUAAUUAGUUCCAACACAAAUUUAUUAUCACAUCCAGUGGGAGACUCUAAAUCAACGAAUCAUCUUGUUGUUAUUUAUUUCAAGAAUUAUUAUUUGAUAAGAUUCAUUGGAAAACAAUUCUUUAGGGUAUUUGUCACCUUGAAAAUUCAUAGGUCUGAUAAAUGAGAAAUUUUAAAUCUAUUUAAAUAUGAUAUCAAUUACAUUACAGCAAGAGUCUUUAACUAUCAGAACAUCACAUACUUUGGAUUUCAUAGACAUAUUAAUCCAUGAGUGCUUUUUGUUAUAACAUGCAAGUACACAUAUUUACCAACAUGUUAUCAUAAUUAUAUGAUGCAAUGAAAAUACAAAAUAAUUUUAGAAAAAAGCAAGAAAUCAAAUCAUUUACGUAAAAUCACAGGGACAUAGAUCAAAUUCUCAACCCAAAAUCUAUAUAUAUAUUGUAUACAUUUGAAACAUUAUUGUAUAAAUUGUAUACAGCUAUGUAUAGGACAAUAGGUUGGGAAUUUUUUUGGGGGAAGUUCUUGUGUGUAAAAUUAAAAAGCCAAUGAGUUGACAUAAGUUUCAGUUAUCGUGCAUAAUUUCUUUUAUUGUUUGUCAUAAUGACUCUUUCUUUGGAACAGCUGGACAAAUUUCAUAAAGAUAUUUUUCAAUGUACAUCAAAAAAUUUCAUGCUUGUUAUUUCUUCUGAUAUUGAUUUUCACUGUGUGAAUUUUUGUUUUCAUUCCUGAAGUCUCUUUUUUAAUGGAGGAAUGUCUGUAUUAAUUUUAUAGAUACUGUGUUAAACUUGUAUGCCAUAUGAAAUGUAGAAUUAUGCUUUAUGUAUACAGAUGUGUCUUUCCUAAUUUUUUAUUUUAUUUUUUUUAAUUUUUAAUUUUCAAAAUCAUAUUGGUAUUUACUCUUAUAAAUCACCAGGGGGCACAAGACUUUUUAUUUAGGUUCCCUGUCCUGGCUUAUGCAUUUUGACUUCACAGUCAGUUAUAGUGUCAAAUGUAAUGUUUUGUAUUCAUGCUUAAAAAUUAAAUUUCUUUGUCCUGUGAUAAGCCCACUUCCUAAUUUGAAUCAAAAGGCCCACUCCAUCCUUUCUUGGGGCAGUUAUCUUGAGAAUCUGGGGUCAUGUAUUGUCCUGUACUGUCAUAUUUGUGCCCUUAGGAUAGCAUAUGAUUGACCUCCCAUAUGAUAUCUAGUGAGGUAGUUGCCCCAUAAUGAUUCUAGCUGUUGAUGUUCUAUCAAAGAAACAGGUCAAGUAUUGUACGCUGAGUCAAAGUUUGUAUGAGUUAUUGAUACAUCAUCAUCAUCUCAAUUUACUAAAUAAGUGCCUACAAGAGGGUUAUUGCAAAUUUUGAUUUUGAUUCUCUCAAUUUGAAUCAGAUUCAUGAGUUCUGCAAAAUUUUCAAUUUGAAAGUGCUUUUAUGUAUGCAUAUUGAACCACUAGUGAAAACAAUUUACCAUUUGGCUUUUAGUUGUGUCCUUUCAUAAGUUAUAGGGAUAACUUGAGAUUUAAAAACAGGAAUGUUAUGGGAAGUUUAAAAUUCAAGCCAGUAAAAUCUUACAGGACCCAUAUUGAGCAUUGAUUUUUCUACUGUUGAUAACUUUUUUCUCCUUGAAUUCUUAGUGAAGAUCAGCUGCAUUCAAUUUUUAUUUUUUGAAUAUGACUUUUAAAUACAGGAUUAAUGUAAUUGCUAAGUUUGAAUUGUACAUAAACAUUGUACAAAAUAUCAUGGCUUAAUCAGAGUAAUUCUGUUGUCUUUAGUCCAGGUAGCUUGUUGAAGGAAAUGUUCAUUUUUGGCUCAUAUUGCCUGAAGGGCAAAGUGAGCUUAUGUCAUGGUACAGUGUCCAUUGUCUGUCCGUCUGUCAUACAGCUCCCGGACUGAUUUUGCUGAUAGGUUCCUGGGAUGGAGUCCCUCAAAGUUUGUGAAAAGAAAUUAGCUUAACCUAUAUUUGAGGUCACAUGGAUAAAAUAUGUAAGAACAUUCAAAUGACUUCUGGUUUACCAAAAGGCUUAGAAUCAUGAUGUUUGGCUUGUAGGUUCCUGGUAUAGAACCCCACAAAGUUUGCUAAAAAAGAAUAUUCAAUACCACAGGGUCGGAUUUGUUAAAACAAUCAAACAACUUCUUUUCACAAACCAAAAGGUCUAGAAUCAUGAUAUUUGGCUGGUAGGUCCUUAGAUAAAGCCCCACAAAGUUUGUGAAAAAGAAAUGAACUUGACCCAUAUUCAAGGUCACUUGGGUCAAAUUUGUUGAAAAACAUAAAGGGCUUCUUCUGAUUGACUGAAAGGCUUAGAAUCAAAUUCAUUUGAUUGUAACUGAAAAGUAGAUAAUUAUCAAAGAAGUGAAUACCAGGUGAUUGAUACAGGCACAUUGGGCCUCUUGUUUUUAUCAAAUUGAUUGAUACAUGUAGUUGCCACUCCAUGCUGAUUUCAUUAUAUCAUUACAUCAUGUGCAUACAAUGCUAAUUAUGGUAAUUUAUAAUUCUUUGCAUGGCAUUUUCUUCUCUUUUCUUUGCAUUUGCAUCCUAUUUUUUAAUUGUAAAUUUUUUUCCGUCAAUAGGCAAUAUCAUUUCUUUCAACAAAGAAACAAAUAAUUUGGUAUGAAUUACAUAUAUAAUUUAGUAUUAUGUAGGGAAUACAAGGCUUCAAUAUCAGUGUCAUUGAAAAUAAAAGAUUUAUGUUAUAUAAGUGUUAGUAAAAUACUGUAAUGUUGAUCUAUAGAAUUUAUUUUCAUUUUUAUUAAGCGAUAGUCCCUGGGUUUGCUGGAUAAGCCCUGCAUUUACUUGUAUUGUAAAAUUAUUGUAAAAUGUUAUCUUUAAGUUUCUUGUUUGUCUGAAAGGAAAGGUGAUUGAAGUAAUAUAUAUAUAAUCAGUUAUAAUAUCACUUUAAACAAAAUACUGCUUCUAAUAACAAAAAACACACUUUUAAAAUGUUAAUCAUCCAGUGUAUAUAAAGUAUAAAGCAGGAAGGCAAGUUGUGUGCCUCCAUCAGGGAAUGCCAACCGAUUCCUAGCUUGCUGCUAAUGGGAAAUAUUUAGCCCAAUUAUGUUCAACCUGCCACUUGUACAUUAGAUUUUAACACCACCAUUAUCAGAUGGUCAACUGUUCAAAUAGCUGUUCAUCUAUGGUCAGACCAUAAACAAUCUUUGUUCUUGCUAAUUUUUGAGAGCACUUCAUAUGCAUAGCUUCUUUGUUCCUUGUUGUAUAUGUUCAAGAGAGAGAUUGGGAAACAAAAUGGCUGACAGAUGACCAUUUUGAAUUUUGACUGUUGAAGUUUGUUAUCACUUUUUCUCUGUGGAUUAUUACUACAUUGUAUACAGUAUAGGAAAAAAAUAAUUCUUUUUUUGUAUGUGGUUGUGCAUGAUCAAUUUUGGAACUGAUUAGAAGUAGAAAAUUGAAGUAAUAUUUUGUGAAUGCCAUGUGAAGAUAGAACAGGUAAUUGUUAUGUGGAAAAAGGAGAAAAGUACACAAAAGUUCAAACCUACAUAGAACCAACCAACUUCAAUGGUGCUUAUCAGGAUUCUUAGGGAGCUCUUUGUUAAAAUUUUAUUGUUGUGGCAGGCUGGUCAUUGUUUUAUUUAGGUUA
Molecule: messenger RNA, 5821 nt
Organism: Pecten maximus
Lineage: Eukaryota; Metazoa; Mollusca; Bivalvia; Pectinida; Pectinidae
Product: soluble calcium-activated nucleotidase 1-like
Exons: 3
Coding region: 96-1259 (387 amino acids)
Biological process (GO): proteoglycan biosynthetic process
Molecular function (GO): GDP phosphatase activity; calcium ion binding; UDP phosphatase activity
Source: RefSeq, a predicted model, not a curated record